This is a messenger RNA of Kickxella alabastrina, 1564 nucleotides long. Its product is annotated as asparaginyl-tRNA synthetase. Bases 154 to 1473 code for a protein of 439 amino acids. Gene Ontology annotation, biological process: asparaginyl-tRNA aminoacylation. NCBI's taxonomy places the organism in Eukaryota, Fungi, Kickxellomycota, Kickxellomycetes, Kickxellales, Kickxellaceae. The transcript has 4 exons. Gene Ontology annotation, cellular component: mitochondrion. Gene Ontology annotation, molecular function: asparagine-tRNA ligase activity; ATP binding. The record is from RefSeq and is a predicted model, not a curated record.
GGCCAGCCGCCAUAAUCAUCAGCGCAUAUGUGGCACUUUGCGGUCUGCGAAGCGGAUAAGCUUAAGCUUGCUUUAUAUGCAUUUUAUAUUUUUUGUUUAAAAAAAACCUCUUUUGCACAGCUCCUCAAGCAUGCUCUCUUCGAAUUCACGGCUAUGGCUGCCGCGGCCUACCACGUGCUGACAGUGCAGCGCAAAUUCAGCAGCAAGAGGCCAGGACUGGGUCUCUCAGAAACGCUCAAAAGCGUGAUAAAUACUGGCACCCCAGGAGACAACGUCAAGGUCACCGGCUGGGUGCGUUCAGUGCGCAUGCAAAAGCGGAUUGCCUUUGCUGAGGUUACUGAUGGAUCGACACUUCAUCAUCAUGGACGAUCGCAGAUGGCCACCGACCUGUCCACCGGGUGCUCAGUUGAGAUCACCGGCAAGCUGGCCACCAGCCCCGGGCGCGAGCAGAGCAAGGAGAUACAGGCCACACACGUCAGCGUCAUUGGAAAGUCUGAUCCUGAGUCGUAUCCUCUGCAGAAGAAGAGGCACACGCUGGAGUUUCUGCGUGAAAUCGGCUAUCUGCGCCCGCGCUCGCAGACCAUCGGCGCAGUGACCCGUCUGCGAGACCAGGCCGAAAUCGGGCUACACAAAUUCUUUCACGACCACGACUUCAUGCGGAUACACACGCCCGCACUGACCACCAAUGAUUGUGAGGGCGGCGGCGAGACCUUCAAUGUGGUCAACCUGACGGUGUCAGGGCAGCUGCAUCUCGAGGUGUUUGCUGGUGCGUUCAAGCGCGUAUACAACUUCAACCAGUCCUUCCGCGCCGAGCCCAGCCAGACGGGCAGGCACUUGUCCGAGUUUUGGAUGCUAGAGGCUGAGUGCGCAUUCAUGAACGACCUGCCUACUCUGGUGAACAUCGAGGAGGAAAUGAUUCGCUCAACCACGCAGCACAUUGCUGAUACUGCGGGAACAGACCUCGACUUUUUCUUGCACAAGAACGAAGAUUGGGCAAGCUUCUACACAGAGGCCAUCGACAUCCUCCAGCGCGCUGACGCCAAGGCCAAGUUUAGCUUCAAGCCGCAAUGGGGCCAGGGGCUGCAGAGCGAGCACGAGCGCUAUCUGGCCACUACCCACUUUGCAGGGCCUGUGUUCGUCACCGAUUAUCCCGCAGAUAUCAAGUCGUUCUAUAUGCUGCCCAAUCCCGAUGGCCGCACAGUGGCGUGCAUGGAUCUGUUGGUUCCUGGACCCUGUGAGUUGCUCGGUGGCAGUCUGAGAGAUCAUGACUACCAGCGGCUGAAGAGUAAGGUCGAGAGUCUGGGCUUCGAGGAAGGGUCACUGGACUGGUAUCUCGAUUUGCGCAAGUACGGCUCGACGCCGCACGGCGGAUUUGGCAUGGGAUUCGAGAGAUACAUCCAAAUGAUAACUGGGCUUGAAAGCGUGAGGGACAUUAUCCCCUUUCCGAGACACGCCGGCCGUUGCCAGUAUUAACCCUACCAUUCGGGCACGUGUGUCUGUAUGUAAAUUGUGUUUUAUGCAACUUGGUUGAUGCAAUUAUCGAUAAUAUUAAUGAAAAAUGCAU